Trichoplusia ni (cabbage looper) is the source of this 605-nucleotide messenger RNA. RefSeq lists its product as uncharacterized. Lineage: Eukaryota; Metazoa; Arthropoda; Insecta; Lepidoptera; Noctuidae. The coding region runs from base 96 to 422 and encodes 108 amino acids. The transcript has 5 exons. The record is from RefSeq and is a predicted model, not a curated record.
AGUAGUAUAAUUUUAUUUAACUUUUUUAUAAUGAUAACGUGUCACUCAAAUAUUUCUUACUUUCAGAACCUUGGUUUAUCUACUUCUUUCAAAUAAUGGCGGCUUUGCUUGUGGUGCAUCUAGCACUCGACGUAGCGUACUUCACAACUAACUGGUUUUCAGCAAGGGACACUAAGUGCGGUGUAAAUGUAACCUCAUCUGCAAGGGCUACGAAUAAUGAACGCCCGCAAAGUGUUCACAAACCGUGUCUACAAACUUCGGAUAAUGAAACAACUGUAAUGCCGAAUGUUGUAACUGAUAAGCCGGUAGCACUUCGAGUGCACGACACAGUACCCAGCCGUGUAAAGGACGCGGCUGCGAAAAUAGCUGUUGUAAGGAGCCCGCACGCUCCACGAAACAGAUACCCGCAGAAGGCCAAGUAAAGCUGCAGUAGAAAACAACGCGAAAAGUUGCAGCGUUUAGAUUUAUGGAAACUUUGAGCUUUAGACGCUCAGUUUCCUUUUAUUCGUUUAGAGAAUACAAAAAAAAAAACUUAGAAAAUAAUUUAAUCAUUCUAAAUGUAUUUCGAUAGUAGGUAAUGAGAAUGAUUCAUUAUUAAAUGAUGU